AUGUCAUUAAGCGAUCCACUUCUUCAAGAAAUAGAAGAAGAGUUCAUGUCUCCACACUCCUCGCUUAGGCGUACAUUUGCAUUAGCUUCGCCAGUGGGCUCAUUUACAAAGGAAAGUUCCGCAGGAGGAGGCACGAUAAAGUCUACCUUGGAAAGAUUAGAAGUGCAGACCAUUUGUUCUUCACAACCUGACUCCCUUGACUCCAACGAUCCCGGAAACUCGCCAGAACUCACAAGAACAACCCAACAUUCAGAGCCUCAGACUUCGUUAGACACAUUCAGUUUGCUCUAUAGUGAUCAUGAAGAGCCACUUCCGGCAAAAUAUCCCAACACUAGUCAUAUAAACACCAGUCCCUCCCCUAAAGCAGCAAGUAUGACUAAAAAGUCGUCAGAAUCAGUCAAGAGCAUAGUUAACCCGGUACCACACCGAUUCUCCCAGUUUGUACUUGAUCAGAAAAAGAAUCCUCUCGAUGGUAUCUCCAUUGAUUCCCCAUCUUUGAAAAGUGAUUACGAAUACCGUCAGGGCACCAUCAAAUCAAAACCAUCCAUCCAGAGAGAAAGCAUUGAAAGCAGGUUAGAAACACCACCUAGAAUCAUCCGAGACAUUUCCGACUCCAUGGGAUCACAAGCAACGAUCUUCUCCAUGCGUCACCAAGACAUUGACAACCUUGUGCCAUUCAUUCAGCAACCGGAAAAAUUGUUGACUUCAUCCAUCAGACAAAGACGCAGACAAUGGUUCAAGAGAAACAAGACCCAACGAACAAGUAACGUUAGAUUGUAUACUGUCAACUCGUCCUCUUCUAGUUUACACCGUCAAAACGCCAUCAAGUUCAAAGAAGGCAGCUGGGCUUACCGUGUUAAAUUACGACUCAAAAAGUUCUUAGUCAAGUUGAAAUUCUUUAGCUUUACCGUUAGUUCUAAGCGAACCAAAUCAUUCAAGAAGAUCAAACGUACCAAUUCCACAUCAUUCAAACUGUUGAUUGGCAAUCCAUCCACCAAUCCACAACUAGGCAAGACUCCCGUGUUCAAAGUCGCCAAGAUCGACAGGACAACAUUGCCAAUCACGGAAAACCAUUUGCCGGAAGUGAGACGUAGCAGAUUGUCCGAAUACAUCAACCAACAAGAAAACACAUAUCUCAGCAACCUUCCAGCUAAAGCUGAACUGAUUCGCGGGUCCGAACCAACUGUCAAGUACGCUGAUCCUCAAAUGAAAUCACUUGAUCCUUGGAAGGCCCCUACUGCUAUUGAAGAAAUAGAAGCAGAAGCAGAAGCAGAAGCAGAACCACCCGCACCUGCACCAAUAUCCGUAUCCUCAUCAGUAUCUGCAACCGCACCACCAGCACCACCACCCCAUACUGACAACUCAUUCGUGGAAACUCAUACUAUUCCAGAAUUAUGGAAGAGUUACUUGUUGCAAGUUCUUGCUAACAGAGUCAAGCUCCGCCAGGAAAUCACCAUGUUCCAAAAGUUCCUCGUGGAUAAGGACUUGUCCAAGACCCUCAAUGACUACUUUGACACCGAGAGUAAGUUUAGCGAUAUGCGUAGUGAAAUGAAACCUUCCAAGCUGCUGGUUUACGUUGAUGAUGCCAGCACGAUUCAGUCGGUGGCCACCACUUCCAACUAUUCCUCACUUGAAAGUGAAUCGCAAAGCGAAGAAGAAUUUAACAAUAAGGUGUUGAAUAGAAGAUCAAUGCUUGGGGACAUGUUGGAAUACCUGUCAGAAGAAGAGGAAGACGACGUCGACGACGACAACGACGGCGACAACGAACCGGAACUGUCCCCAUUGGAUACAACAUCUCGAUCCAUGUCAUCUACAAGCAUGCCAACAAGAACACUCUCCAAAACAUACGGAACAAUCGUCAGAAGAAAACCAACAAUUACACGAUCAUUCGGGAUCUCUCACAGUUUAAGUGAUCUCACCGAUUCAAACGAAAAAGUAUAUAGUUUAUAG
This is a messenger RNA of Spathaspora passalidarum NRRL Y-27907, 1950 nucleotides long. RefSeq lists its product as uncharacterized. The transcript has a single exon. Lineage: Eukaryota; Fungi; Ascomycota; Pichiomycetes; Serinales; Debaryomycetaceae. The record is from RefSeq and is a predicted model, not a curated record. Bases 1 to 1950 code for a protein of 649 amino acids.